UCCUCAAGAAAAGAUCUAUCUGUAUGGCUUCUAUAAAUUCUGGAGUCGUUCAUCUUUUGCCCCCUGAUCGUUGCCGUGGCGGAAGCACUUCGGCUCGGCAAGACCUGCUCUUCCCGACGAGAUCUGAAGGUGGCUUUCCAUGGGAGACUUUAACGGAAGUUUCCAUCGCAUGCAACGCGAGUCACGCUCUGACGAGCCACCAAGAGGACCUCCCUUUCAGCCGGGACCCUGGGGCAACGAGCCUUAUCCUAGGCGAGGUAACAACUCUCCUCAUCGAGAUCAUCGAUUUUGGGGGGAAGCACCUCCCUGGAGAGAGAGAGAGAACAUCAAUAUUACGUGGAUCGUGAGCGGCCCCCGAGCAACUACUACCCUCCUCGCGACUUAUCGGGCCCAGGGUGAUCGUGAUCAUUUUAAAGGAAAUCGUCGGCCAAAAUAUUCGGGCCAAGGUAAAGAUCUUUCACCUUCUGCUGAGACGAGCAAGCCCACAACUCACACACAUUCUGGUAGCAUGGGAGGAACAGGGAAGGAACAACACUCUAAUGAUGUUUCAGAGGGAAAACAAACGCACGUUGAUGGUCCCUCACUGACACCUCAUGCUGCUGCCAGCAGUCAGGAUGCAUAUAAAGAAGAGGGGAUGGAAGUGGAUCCCUUGACGGCUAUCUUUGAUGGAGAUGUGGAGCACUGCAUCAGUGCUGUGGCCACCCACCUCAAACUCAGUAGGGGAACAAAGCUUGUCAUCGAAGCUUCACCAACUUCUGACCCAAAGUGUACAGUACCAAUAGCGCCCUCGAAAUUGACGAGGCGUACAUUGCGGAGUGGGGGCGAGCAAAAUAAGCCAUGGGAGCCCCCUGUCAAGAACACUAGUCCAACGACCUUGGUAAUACUUAAUCCAGUCCUCGACAAGGCUCCUGAUUUUCCCACAAGAACUCUAGCCCAAGAAUUUAUCAAAUCUCUUGAGAAGAGAUGGAGGCGAGAUAGCGCGGCCCAGCUACAAGUGGGGCUGCCUUACAGUGAGAAAUUUUUAAUCUGGGCUAGGAUGAUGUUGAUAGCUGAGGAGGACAGGCAAAUGUUGGAGCGUGCAGGCAUUCUUAGAGGAGUUUUCAGCAUACUUUUCCGCAUCUGCCCAGCUUGGCCGCUCAUUCAAGCCUUUAUUGAUUUCUGGAAUGUCAUGCCUAUGAUGAAUUCAUCCCAGCACCAUUCUGCGCCGAAGACAGUGCAGUCAAUACUUUGCUCGCGGUUUAUGCUAAACUAUGCCAACAUAGGUUGGCGCAUGGUGCAGAAGGCGAAGGUGUAA
Messenger RNA from Triticum dicoccoides, 1294 nucleotides. RefSeq lists its product as uncharacterized. The record is from RefSeq and is a predicted model, not a curated record. Lineage: Eukaryota; Viridiplantae; Streptophyta; Magnoliopsida; Poales; Poaceae. The transcript has 5 exons. Bases 140 to 1294 code for a protein of 384 amino acids.